AUCUAUGGUUUUAUUUUGACGUUUCGUGACUAAUAAAAAUAAAUAGUUUUGUGUUGUUUUGGAUUUUUUGUGGUAAAAAAAUAACCACGAUUGCCAUCAGGAGUUUUGAGUAGCUGCUGAGGCUGUGAUUUAUUGUUCUGGUAGUUGCAAAACGCAGUUAGUUAUGAGUUCAUAAAUUAUUGUUACUUUAUAUAACAGCAAUUUAAUUUAAUUUUUUGUAAUGUAAUUGACGCAAUCUAAGGAGACGUGAACAAUGAUUUCCCAUUUAUUAGUGUUUCUAGCGGGUCAAGCAAUUAAUAUGGUUACUUCCGAAAUUUUUGCUGUGAGAUUUGAUUCUCAGUACUUUUUCGAAGAAUUUCCCGACGCCCCUGCCAAUUUCGGUCCCAGCCUUUUUGAAGAUGCCGUUAAAGGUGUGCUUGUGGAUGCUAAUAGAAGCGGUUGUUUCAAUGAUAUUGAGCCUCCUGAUGUAAACCCUUUGGAUAAAUCUAUUGUUUUAUUGCCCAGAUAUUCAGCUCAGAAUUGUUCAUUUGAAACCAAAGUUCGAAAUGCCCAAAGUGCUGGUUAUGAUGCUGUUAUUGUAUACAAUAUAGGAUCUAAUGAGUUAAUACCUAUGUCAGCAACAAAUAAAUCUGGCAUUGCCAUCCCUUCUGUAUUUGUUGGUGAGCAAUCUGGUUUGAUGUUGAAAAAUAUCUACACAGGUCCAGAAUAUUUUAUUGUGAUCACUGGCGGGACCCCUUUUAACAUAGAGACACAUUUGUUGAUACCUUUUGCUAUUGUAGUUGGAAUUUGUUUUGUUGUCAUCAUGGGUUUUAUGAUUGCUAAAUUUAUUAAAGACAGGAGAAGGCAAAGAAGGCAUAGAUUGCCAAAGUCAUCAUUAAAAAAGAUACCUACUUGCAAGUUCCAAAAGGGCGAUCCUUAUGAGACCUGUGCAAUUUGCUUGGAUGACUUUGUUGAAGGGGAAAAGUUACGGGUCCUUCCCUGCAAUCAUGUGUACCAUACAAAGUGUAUCGACCCAUGGUUGACCAAAAACCGGAGAGUUUGUCCCAUAUGCAAGCGAAAAGUAUUUGCCCAUGAUGAGCUCCAUCACAAUGAGGCAGACAGUGAUUCUGAAGCUGAUGAUACAACCCCCUUGAUUAAUGCAAGCAACAGGGGUACUCAGGGUGGCACAUUUGAAGAGCUGAGGGAGAACCUUAUUCAAAGAGCAAUAAGGUCCAUAUCACAGCAGUCGGGAACCGCAAAUUUGGUGACAGCCUCAGAUCAUCACAGCAUUAAUGGAGAAUAUGUCAGUACCACCAGUUCCACUACAGGUACAAGUGAAUUAGAAAGCUCAGGUCCCUACCACUUUUGUGAUGAAUUUGAGGUACAUGUACACCAGCCACAAUUACAAAAUGUUUGUGACGAUUGUGAGGUACAUGUACACCAGCCACAAUUAGAAAAUGUUUUUGAUGAUGCUGAAGUACAUGUCCACCAACCGGACACAUCGAGUGAACCAAGUUAUAAUAAUGACAUCAGCAUUUGAACUACUCUGUUAUUUCUUUGUUUUGAUUUCUAGUCGAGUACAAAACAAUUGGUCAACAAUUUUGUGAAAUAAUUUUCAUUGGUGCUAAAUAACCAAGUUGGGGAUGAUAUGAUAUGAUGCUUUAACUAAGAUUAAUGGUAAUAAGUUAGAAUUAAUUGACUGUUUUACUGUGUCAGGAUGAAAAGCUACAGUGUCCUUGUUGGCUUAAAAUGCUUUAAAUCUGAAUGGCAGCACUGACAAAAAAAAGAGAAGUCAAUAAUUAUAAAACAAAACUGCAAAGUAAUGCAUUUUUAAAAUUUAUACUGUUUGGAAUAUUGAAUCCAUUUGUAAGUUGCUGUAUAGUAAAUGUAAUAUGUGUGGCGAAACGAUAUUUUUCAUGUAAUUUUUAAUAAUUGACAAUACAUGACGGUAAUACAAGGACAGACAAAUUUAAUAUAUUUUCUUCUAAAACGCAAAGCAUCCACAAUAUAAUUCAAACAAUUAAAUUAUGAUUCAAUAAUGGGUGAUAUAUUAUAUGCUAAUUAUAUUUUCUGAUUUCAAAAGUAAAAUUAUCAUUGUGCAUACUUUAUACUUUUGGAUUGCAUACUAUUAAAAUAGUUUUAGUUAUAUUCUAAUAACAAUUCUUUAAUUUUAAGUUACUUGUAAAUAGUUAUUCUUUAUUAAAAUGUUUA
Messenger RNA from Cylas formicarius (sweet potato weevil), 2190 nucleotides. It is a transcript of the gene gzl, whose product is annotated as E3 ubiquitin-protein ligase RNF13. NCBI's taxonomy places the organism in Eukaryota, Metazoa, Arthropoda, Insecta, Coleoptera, Brentidae. The record is from RefSeq and is a predicted model, not a curated record. The transcript is spliced from 8 exons. The coding region runs from base 254 to 1519 and encodes 421 amino acids. Gene Ontology annotation, cellular component: cytoplasm; nucleoplasm.